AUGAACUCUGUCGCACCCACGAAGAUAAUUUGCACGCUGGGCCCAGCAAGCAGCACGGAGGACGCGAUUAAAGGCCUUGUUGAGGCGGGGAUGGUGAUUGCCCGGAUAAAUCUGAGCCAUGCCUCCCUGGAGAGCACUUCCGCCAUCCUUCAGGUCCUGAAUAGGGUGCGCUCUGAGGCAAAGUAUGCGCAUUUGGCCAUUGCCGUGGACACGAAAGGGCCUGAAAUAAGGACGGGAGUCUUUCCCCGUGAAGUCUCGCUCUGCGCGGGGGACCGCAUAAGCAUCACCACAGACCCAAAGUAUGCAGAGUCUUCCUCCAGGGAGAGAAUUUACAUAGACCACGCCUCCGUGUACGCUGACCUCACAGAAGAGAGCACGAUGAUAUACAUUGACGACGGGAGAGUCGGCCUUAGAAUUCUCUCUGUCUCGCAGGAGGAGAGGGAGAUACGGGCGGAAGUGGUGACUCCCGGGGUGGUUUCAUCCCGGAAGGGCGUAAACAUCCCCGGAGCCCACAUAUCCCUCCCCAGCAUAAGCGAGAAAGAGAAGGCGCUGAUUCUCCUGGGGGCAGAGCAGGGGGCAGACUACGUAUUUGCUUCUUUCACCAGGAGCAAGGCAGACGUAGACGGCCUGAGAAGUCUCGUUGCCUCCUCUGGGAGUCCCGUGCAAAUCAUUGCGAAGAUAGAGAAUGUCCAGGGAGUCUCCAACUUGCGGGAGAUAACGGAGGCCUCAGACGGGGUGAUGGUAGCCCGCGGGGAUCUUGGCGUGGAGAUGGACUAUGCAGGAAUAUUCCCCAUCCAGUGCCGAAUUUCGAAUGUGUGCAGGGCCCUGGGGAAGCCGUUUGUAGUUGCUACGGAGGUACUGGAUAGCAUGACAAGCUCAAAAAAGCCUACGCGUGCAGAAAUAACGGAUCUCUCUUUUGCUGUUAUGAGUGGGGCUGGGGGCGUUAUGCUGAGUGCAGAAAGUGCGAAGGGAGUUGACCCCGUGAAUACCGUGCAGGUCAUGCACAGAAUCAUCCGGAAGGUCUCAGAGUCUCCGUACGCCCUGGACGGGAGUGUGAAGAGCGGGGGGCAGGAGAUCGUCUUGUGCGUGUCCAAGUCGCUGCGCACUGUCCGGGGAAAGCACCUUCUCUACGGGCACUGGUCUCUCUAUGCAGAUGCGUGUAGUGCAGAAAGUGUGUGCAUACCUGACGGGUACACGGUGAAAGAGGAAAUAACGGAGUGA
This is a messenger RNA of Nematocida major, 1221 nucleotides long. RefSeq names its product pyruvate kinase. Gene Ontology annotation, cellular component: cytoplasm. Bases 1 to 1221 code for a protein of 406 amino acids. Gene Ontology annotation, molecular function: potassium ion binding; pyruvate kinase activity; magnesium ion binding. The record is from RefSeq and is a predicted model, not a curated record. Gene Ontology annotation, biological process: glycolytic process. NCBI's taxonomy places the organism in Eukaryota, Fungi, Microsporidia. The transcript has a single exon.